This is a messenger RNA of Rubroshorea leprosula, 3671 nucleotides long. The record is from the annotation of a GenBank genome assembly. Lineage: Eukaryota; Viridiplantae; Streptophyta; Magnoliopsida; Malvales; Dipterocarpaceae.
CAUGUAUUGUAUUCCAAAAAACCUUAGGAAGACUUGUGCCCAAACUAUAUUAUUAACGUGCAUCCAUCCACAAACUGCAAAUGUUUGGAAAGUGUGUCCAGUAAAUUGUCUAAGAAUAGAUUAUCAAUUAUGAUUAUUAUUUUGAUUCAUGUUUUGAGGUUGCUUGGUUUAUGCAUGUGCAUAAACAGUGAGAAGGCAGCACCAACACCACCAUUAAUUGUCCAUUCACUACCAGCGCCAUCAAGUGCACUACCACCGCCGUGUUCACCAUCAAUUGCCCCACCACCACCGCCAACAAUUGCACCACCACCGCCAUGUUCACCAUUAAUUGUCCCAACACCACCAGCACGAUCAAUUGCACCACCACCGCCAUCAAGUGCACUACAACCGUCAUGUUCACCAUUAAUUGUCCCAACACCACCAACACGAUCAAUUGCACCACCACCGCCAUUAAUUGCACCACCACCACCAUGUUCACCAUUAAUUGCCCCAACACCACCAACGCGACCAAUUGUACCACCACCGCGGUCAAUUGCACCACCACCGCCAUCAAUUGCAGUACCACCGCCACCGCCAUCAAUUGCACCACCACCGCCACCGCCACCGCCAUCAAUCGCAGUACCACCGCCACCGCUAUCAAUUACAGUACCACCGCCACCGCCAUCGCCAUCAAUUGCACCACCGCCACUGUCAUCAAUUGCACCACCACCACCACGAUCAAUUGCACCACCAUCGCCACGGCCAUCAAUUGCACCACCACCGCCACGAUCAAUUGCAGUACCACCGCCACCGCCAUCAAUUGCACCACCACCACCACGAUCAAUUGCACCACCAUCGCCACCGCCAUCAAUUGCACCACCACCACCACCACGAUCAAUUGCAGUACCACCGCCACCGUCAUCAAUUGCACCACCACCACCACCACCGGCAUCAAUUACACCACCACCACCACCAUCAAUUGCAGUACCACCGCCACCGCCAUCAAUUGCACCACCACCACCAUCAAUUGUAGUACCACCGCCACCACCAUCAAUUGUAGUACCACCACCACCACCAUCAAAUGCACCACCACCACCACGAUCAAUUGCACCACAACCACCAUCGCCAUCAAUUGCACCACAAUCGCCAUCGCCGUCAUUAAUAGCCCCAUCAGCAACGCCAUCAAUUGCACUACCACCGCUAUUUCCAUCAGUAAUUGUCCCAUCAACAACACCAUCAAUUGCACUGUCACCGCCACUUCCGUCACCGCCACUUCAGUCACUGCCACUUCCAUCACUGCUAGAACGAUUACAGUCACUACCACCACCAUUGAUUCCACCCCAUACCUCAAAUGGGUGGCGAUCAUUGGAUGCGAGGGCGAUGGUUCUUUUGAGCCUGCCCUUACAAAUCGCUCUCUUUGUCUCGGGCAACCGUAGAAAGCACAGUGUUAGCCUUGCCAACAAAUGGAUUCUCUGGUUAGCCUACCAAAGCAAAGAUUGGCUCAGCAUUGCUGCUCUUGGUAAGCUUUCUAAUUUGAAACUCAGCAUUGCUGCUCUUGGCAAGCUUUCUAAUUUCGAACUCAGCAUUGCUGCUCUUGGCAAGCUUUCUAAUUCCAAAGUAGAUUGGGUCAACAUGAUUGCUCUUCACAGCCCAUCCAAGGGACCUAAGCCUCCUUUGUACAAAAAACCUAGCCAAGAAAACAAUUACGGUCCAGAAAUCUCUAAUAUUUUUGCUUCACUAUGGACUUCAUUACUUAUAUUCAAUCUCGGUGGCCCUGACACCAUCACUGCCUAUUCUUUUCAAGAUAUCCGGCUCUGGGCCAGACAUCUCCUCAUCUUCGUUGUCCAAUGCUUUCUUGCCUUUUGUGUCAUUAUUUGGUCAGUGGACCAAUCUUUAGUCCCAGUUUUCUCAAUUCCUCUCUAUUUUGUUGGAAUCAGCAAACACAUAGAGAGCAUUUUGUGUCUUAAAGCCGCUAACUCUUUGAAAACCAAGCAGUUCGUCCUUAAAAAUCCUGGUUUUCAAUCUCAGCCAUUAAUAGAAAAUCAAGAAUCAAAAAAAGUCCUCCUAGGCUAUAUUUUGUUUGCAGCUAUGAGACCGGACAUCAAUGAAUACCUCUGUUAUAAAGAGUAUCCCCUGUCCUUUAAAGCGAGAAUGAGAACCUAUCUAAGGAAAACAAAAAAUGAAGUCAAGUCAAUUCUGCAAGGCUUGCUUGAAAGUGACGGGCUAAGGAGUGGUAAUCAUUUGACUCAUUUCGACAUAGCUGUUGUGGAACUGGGAUUUAUAUUUGAUGUUGUUUACACAAAAGCUCAUGUCAUUUAUACUAGGAAAGGAUGCAUCAUGCGUCUCAUCAGCUUCACUCUUUCUAUUGGAACUCUGUUUUUCUUCAUCUUCCAGUUAGCAUUCGGGGGUUCGAUGCUGAGCCAAAUAGCACCAGAUGAUGUUUUCUUAACAAUGAGCUUGUUGGUUCAAACUGUUGCACUGGAUAUUUGUGCUAUGCUCUCAAAUCUUCGUUCUGGUUGGGCAGUAAUUUUAAUGUAUAACAACUGUUCGGCACCCAAAAUUCUCCAGUAUGUCUUGCAAUACUUUCCUUGCUUCUUAAGUCAACAGAAGGAGAGGUCAGCUUGUAUGGGACAAUUUGAUUUGUUGGAUUAUUGCUGGAAUUCUAGGAUGGUCAGGGUUUAUAGGUUUCUACAAAAGCACUGUAGUGGUGAUAUUCUUGAAAAUUGGCUUAGGUCAAAGCAUAAGAAGUUUGUGGAAGUUCCAAGCGAUUUGAAGCCAAAAGAGGUUUACCAAAGUCGGCUAGAUUCCUUCUUCGUCUCGAGUAAUUCCUUUGAAGCAACAAGGGGGCAGAAGACGCUUGAUGAACUGGGGGAGAGAGACCUCGAAUAUAGCAUCAAAAUCCACUUUGAUGCUAGUAUAAUUGUCUGGCACCUGGCCACAAGUAUUUGUUACCAUCAAGAUUUCAAGAAUCCCAAUAAUGCUUCCAAUGAAGCCAUGAAGAUCAGCAAAUAUUUAUCAGAUUAUAUGAUGUAUUUGCUGGUCAUGCGACCUGCUAUGCUACUGACUGACGAUUGUCCGAGUUCCUCGUUGGAUUGUGCUCUUAAUGAGCUCACGGUCCUUAUAUCUGAGGCAUCAAAUAAGGUCCCUAUAUCUGAGGCAUCAAAUAAGGACGCUGCUGUGUAUUCACUGUUGCAGGACCUGCCCGAAAUCAGUGCCGAGACUGCGAUGAAGGAUCUGUCAAACAUAAGUGGCGAGAAUGGAAUGAAGAAUCUGCCAAAAUAUGCGGGAUACCUGGCCACAAAAUUGAAACGAAACACAAAUAAAUGGGAGCUGCUGAAGAAAAUGUGGAUUGAAAUGCUUCUUUAUGCAGCACAUUCGGACCAGUAUAUAAACCAUGUUAGGCAGCUGGGAGAAUACGGACGAGAAUUCAUUAGCAUAAUCUGGGUCAUGGGAAGCUAUCGUGUCAUACAAGAAGUGAUAGAGGAGGCUUGUAGAAAGUGAGGAGUAGCCAUUAUGAUCUCAGACUUCGCUGAAGGGAAUUUAUGGGUGCUCAGUGUUCUUCUUGUGUAUUUGAGAAAGUGUGCCAGUCUUGAUGCAAUUAGUAUCUUUGUUUCCUGUGCAGUCUUUUUUUUUGAUGGUGUGUUUCUUGUGUAAUCUAAUUCUUGGACUUGAAAUAAAUAUCAGACAAUUGU